Messenger RNA from Esox lucius (northern pike), 4293 nucleotides. It is a transcript of the gene dtna, whose product is annotated as dystrobrevin, alpha. Gene Ontology annotation, molecular function: zinc ion binding. Gene Ontology annotation, biological process: synaptic signaling. The transcript has 25 exons. Bases 349 to 2592 code for a protein of 747 amino acids. The record is from RefSeq and is a predicted model, not a curated record. Gene Ontology annotation, cellular component: plasma membrane; synapse. NCBI's taxonomy places the organism in Eukaryota, Metazoa, Chordata, Actinopteri, Esociformes, Esocidae.
UACUCAUUUGAAGUUAAAGAUAGAGGCAGCAGCACAAGCUGUGUCUUGACAGUUUCUAAUUUCAGAUCUCUGACUGCAGCUAAGCUAGCCACAGUUUAGCUGAGGACGGGUCUCUGCUUUUGUUGUCUUGUUAGAGACAUCUUCAUGCUCUGUACUGUUGCUAUUUAGAUGAACAUGCCUUUGGAGUUGCACACAGACAUACAGGCAGACUAGAAGAAGGUGAAGGAGACAGAGGUACAUUGAGAACAUGGUACAUUCUGAAGGGUUUUGCAGUGCCCCCCCAUAGUGACGGUCGGCAGGCGCCUGAUGUGGGUUUGCGUGUUCACCUGAUUCAGGGUCCUGUUCAGAAUGAUUGAAGAUCGUGGCAGGAGUGGCCACGUCAUGGCUGAUAGACGACAACUGUUCGCAGAGAUGCGGGCGCAGGAGUUGGAUUCCAUAAGAUUGUCCACAUAUAGAACAGCUUGCAAACUCAGAUUCGUUCAAAAGAAGUGCAACCUCCAUUUGGUGGACAUCUGGAACGUGAUUGAGGCGUUCCGAGAGAACGGCCUGAACACCAUGGACCUUAACACAGAGUUCACUGUGGCUCGCCUGGAAGCAAUACUCUCCACCAUAUACUACCAGCUCAACAAACGGAUGCCCACCACCCAUCAGAUUAAUGUGGAGCAGUCCAUCAGUCUGUUACUCAACUUCCUGCUGGCUGCCUAUGACCCGGAAAGCCUUGGAAAAAUCUCUGUCUUUGUUGUGAAAAUGGCCCUAGCAACCAUCUGCGGAGGGAAGAUUUUGGACAAAUUAAGAUAUAUCUUUUCACAGAUAUCAGAGCCUGGUGGCAUCAUGGUGUACUCCCAGUUUGACCUGUUUCUGAGGGAGGUUCUCAAAUUACCAAUGACUGUUUUUGAGGGACCUUCCUUUGGCUACACUGAGCAAGCCACAAGAAGUUGCUUUGCACAGCAGAAAAAGGUCUCCCUCAACAUGUUUCUGGACACUCUGAUGUCGGACCCCCCGCCCCAGUGUCUGGUCUGGUUACCACUCAUGCAUCGCUUAGCUAAUGUGGAGAAUGUGUUCCACCCAGUGGAGUGUUCCUACUGCCAUAGUGAGAGCAUGAUGGGUUUCCGUUACCGUUGCCAGCCAUGUCAUAAUUACCAGCUCUGUCAGGACUGCUUCUGGAGGGGGCAUGCCAGCGGUUCCCAUAGCAACCAGCACCAAAUGAAGGAAUACACGUCAUGGAAAUCCCCCGCUAAGAAGCUAUCCAAUGCUCUCAGCAAGUCCCUGAGCUGUGCUUCCAGCAGAGAACCUUUACACCCCAUGUUUCCCGACAUGCCAGAGAAACCUUUAAACCUAGCCCACAUUGUCGACACUUGGCCUCCCAGACCAAUGAACAGCACCAAUGACUUCAUGCUCUCCCACUCCAUGCCUACAUCAGGGAACCCUUACUCUACUAAGCACUUGCCUUAUAGUACCAAGAAUAAGGAAGGUGAGCAGAGAAAACAGUUUUCUAGGGACGCUCCAGAUCUGUUGAAAGGGAAGGGGUUCAACUACAGCCUCGAUGUGGCUGAUAGACUGGCUGAUGAACAUGUUCUCAUUGGGCUGUAUGUGAAUCUCCUUCAGAACAACCCCACAUCAUGUUUGCUGGAAAGCGGGAGCCACCAGGACGAAGAGCACAGUCUCAUCGCCCGCUAUGCUGCUAGACUGGCGUCGGACGCAGCCGCUGCGCAAGCCCAGCAGCAGAGGGUCCCGAACGACAUUUCUUUCUCGCUGGACGCCAACAAGCAACAGAGGCAGCUGAUUGCUGAGUUGGAGAGUAAAAACAGGGAGAUCUUGCAGGAGAUCCAGCGCCUGCGAGUGCAGCAUGAGCAGGCCUCCCAGCCGCCCACAGUCACAGCCCAACAGAACCCCACUCUACUGGCUGAGCUACGGCUCCUCAGGCAACGCAAAGAUGAGCUGGAGCAAAGGAUGUCUGCUCUGCAGGAAAGUCGCAGGGAACUCAUGGUACAGCUGGAGCAGCUCAUGCUGCUGCUGAAGGAGGAGGAAAGGAAGCAAGCUACUCAAGGGCCUGGGUCCCCCCGUGCGUCCCCCAACCACACGGUCAGCCGGCCCAUCCCCAUGCCAACCCCGUCAGAGUCUGCUGGCACCACGCCCACUCACACCCCUCAGGACUCACUCAUGGGUGUGGGAGGGGACGUGCAGGAGGCCUUUGCUCAGGGAGCCAGGAGGAACUUGAGAAAUGACCUCCUUGUGGCUGCGGACUCUAUCACCAACACUAUGUCUUCACUGGUUAAAGAGCUCAACUCAGAGGCUGGAAGUGAAUCAGAGAGCAACAUAGACUCUCAGAUAGAUGAACUGGUCUCCUCUCCCACUUCUGAUGUUCUAGCACAGAUGACCACUAAACCACGGAAUCCUGUUGGAAUGGAGGAGUGCUAUGAGAAUGACCUGGUUCAGGUGCUUGAGGAUGAGCUGAAGAUGGAGGAACUACUGAGACGUAGACCGGAGCCGGAGAAAACCUGUGACUUUGCAGAAAUGACCACGUUGAACCAGGUUCCUGGUAAGCAAUAUGCAAAGCAAAAAAAAAAUAGAAACACACUGGAUGAUGAAUGAAAAGAGAUGUCACAUAGAAGGCUGUGAAGAGAUGUUGGUCCAAGCUGAAGAGGCGGCAUGAAGGAAGUUAUGAGACGCUAAAUCCAACCGUAGAAUAGUUAUAAUAUGUAAAGAUCUAUUUUUUAAACCAACAACAGCAUAAUUAAGUGAAUACUGUGAACUGAAAAGAUUAUGAAACAACAGAGCUCUCUAUUAUACCACCAGUGCCAUAAUUUAUUGGAAAUUAUUUGUUGAUUUUUAAAUCAUAUACAUUUUUGGUACGAUUUGAUGAAGAAUUUUGCAGGUAUAUGCUGUAGUUGUGUUGUGGAUAAACCUGGUCGUUGUCUUUUGGUUGAGAUUGCUUUUCCAUCCAAAUGGUGAACACAGUAUAACUGUGUUAAUUGGGGUACUGUCUAUAACCCAGAGGCUACCUACCUCCAUUAUAAUUAGUUGAACUGCUAUGACCAGGUUGACCCACUAAUUCAAGGAUUUCUAUUUAUUGGUGUUGUGUGACUUCUUAGCUUUUCUUUUAAUUACUGAUUGAAAGAGUGGCUUUUCAGAGUUUGCCAGCUCUGGAUGGGGUUCAAACGGUCAAUACUGAGGCUCCCAAGUGGGGCAGUGGUUUAUAGCACAGCAUGGCAGUGCUACUAAAUCACUGGUUCUACCAUGGUCACUGCAUAUUGACGGCAAAGGGGAGUUCAGUGACUCUUUCUGGAUUGGGGGAGGGAUAGGCGGACAGGGUUACCUCUCCCCUCCAAUCUUUUGUGUCUGACUUAAGUCCUGGUGGAUUGAGCCUUGUGAUGAGAAGCAAAACACCUGAGUGGGGUAUGUUUAGGUGGACACGUCCUCAUCCUUGAAUCUCCAAAGCCGCUCAGAGUUGCAUUGACGAGACAGUAGUCACAAUCUGCAGCAAGCAGCUAACAUUGUUCCUAGAACUAUAGAAAUGCAGGUCCUUAUCACUGUCAAAAUAUUAGUUUCUAUUUCAUCCAGAAAUAUUGCCUAAUUGUUAAUAGUACUGUAUAAGGUAAGACAGUUUUGCAGGAACAACAUUAUUUGCAUUGAUCUGCAUUUAGUGUUUUCCAUAUUGCAGAUAUUAUAUUGAAUUCCACCUGGAUAUUGAGCAGGUAUGUAAUGCUAAGAGAAUGAGAACGUAAAGAAAGAAAAUAAGGUAAACUAAUGAUAAAUCUAAAUGCUGGAAAGUGAUAUUGCCUACUGAGGAUUUCUUUUUAUUGAUAGCCAUGUGUUGACUAAGAGGUUUAGUUGAGAUUAUUUUAUCAUUAGCUGCUUCAGAUCUGAAGAUAUGAUGACGCAAAUUAAAUUAGAGAACAGCAUCUUAAUGAUUGAAUUGACAACAUUGUUCAUAACACUCAUAAAACUAUAUAUUAUUGCAAGAACAAAGAACAAGGUUGGUUUACAUGUUUCAUAAUCAACAUCUAAUGUUUUGCCAUAUAUUUUGAAUUUGCAUUGUAAUUGAAAUGUUCUGACCAAAUGAUUCACUAUUUAUCUACUCAAAUCUAGCUCAAACACUGAAGGGCACAUGCACACUUGAUACCCAUGUUCAUUUGCUUUUUUUUGUUUAAACUGUUACUCAGUCACUUUAAAAGUGUCGCAAGCCAAUUUGAAAUCAUAAAUGUGCGUAUAUCUGCUAUGAUUUUUCAAGCUAGUUUAUAUCAGUGAUUUUGCAUGAUGUCGAUGGUGCAUAAUAAAAAAUGGACACAACGU